Molecule: messenger RNA, 2453 nt
Organism: Drosophila navojoa
Lineage: Eukaryota; Metazoa; Arthropoda; Insecta; Diptera; Drosophilidae
Gene: Sp1
Product: transcription factor Sp8
Biological process (GO): regulation of transcription by RNA polymerase II
Molecular function (GO): DNA-binding transcription factor activity, RNA polymerase II-specific; RNA polymerase II cis-regulatory region sequence-specific DNA binding
Source: RefSeq, a predicted model, not a curated record
UCUCACUCUGUGUGUGGUUCUUUCGAGAUAGUGGCCUCGUCUUUGGGCGACUUUGAACAGCGAGCGACUUUGUUUUAUGUGUGCUUUGUUUGGAAUAAUCUAGGUUCCUAGGCAAAUCCCUUUGCGCGCACGCCUCAAAAUUACAACACCAACAGGAAGAAAGACAGCAGCAGCCGAAGCAGCAGCAGCCGCAGCAGCCGCCGCAGCAGCAGCAGCAGCCACUGUCGCCGCAGCAGCAGCAGCAGCUAAAAUGUUAACGGACAUGACACCAACCGCCGGCCAAUUGUACGGCUCACAGAUUCCGGCUAUGGCGGGCAUGAACAUCACCAACAUUGCGACACAUUUGCAGAAACCACAGGUAAAUCCGGAUCAUCCUAGUCUGCGCGGCACUCCACUGGCCAUGCUGGCCGCCCAGUGCAACAAGCUGUCGAACAAAUCGCCGCCGCCGCUGGCCGAUGCGGCCGUCGGCAAGGGUUUCCAUCCCUGGAAGAAGAGUCCCAAUUCACCGGCAGCAGGUAGCAGCAACGCACCCGGCGGCGGCGGUGGUGCAUCUAGCCUCAGCGGCAGCAGCAGCGUUGGCCAGCACUCGCCCUGCGCCAUCUCGGCGGCAAGCUCGUCCAGCUCCAGCGGCAGCGGCAGCGGCGGAGGAGGGGGCGGCGGCGGAGGCAGCGGCGGGCAAACAUCGCGCAGCCUCUCGUCCAGUGCUAACAGCAGCACUAUGGUAAACAUCACAGCUAGCAUAUAUCCUUACAGUCGUCCGCUCGCCUCGUCCUGCGCGGCCGUGGGCACCUCGGCGUCUGCCUACGGCAGCGACCUGUACUUUCCCAACACGUCCACGUCGUCGGGCAGCAUGGUGGCCGACAAUCAUCACAUGCACCAGGGGCUGUUGGGCAAGGUGGAGGGCGCUGCGUUCGGGUCGGUCUACUCGCGCCACCCGUACGACUGGCCCUUCAACGCGGUGACUGCGUCCGCCCACAAGGCCGCCGAGGCAGCCAGCGUCAACUCGGGCUGGUGGGACAUGCACAGCGCUGCCGCUGCCGGCAGCUGGCUGGACAUGGGCAGCGCCGCGGCGGCGGGCAUGCACUCGACCAUGGCCAACUAUGCGAGCGCCGCGGCCGCUGGCACGGAUUACAGCUCGGCGCUGUCGCACUCGCUGUCGAACACGGCCCAUCUGCUGGGCUCCGGCCAGCACUUGCUGCAGGACACGUACAAGAGCAUGCUGCCCGGGCAGGGGGUGGGCGGCUUCUCGCUGCCGCACAGCUCGCCGUCGGCGGCGGCCACGGCCGCCUCGCCACAGGCCUCGACCCCGUCCACGCCCUCUCCGCGCUCGCAGCGUCGGUAUGCGGGCCGCGCCACCUGCGACUGCCCGAACUGCCAGGAGGCGGAGCGCCUGGGCCCGGCCGGCGUCCACUUGCGCAAGAAGAACAUCCACUCCUGCCAUAUCCCGGGUUGCGGCAAGGUGUACGGUAAGACGUCGCAUCUGAAGGCGCAUCUGCGAUGGCACACCGGCGAGCGUCCCUUUGUGUGCAACUGGCUGUUCUGCGGCAAGCGCUUCACGCGCUCCGACGAGCUGCAGCGGCAUUUGAGGACACAUACCGGCGAGAAGCGCUUUGCUUGCCCCGUGUGCAACAAGCGUUUUAUGCGCAGCGACCAUCUGGCCAAGCACGUAAAGACGCACAAUGGCACGGCGCCGAAUGGCAUUAAAAAGGGCUCCUCGGAGUCGUGCAGCGACUCUGAGGAGGCAGCCAAUCAGUCGGGUGAGUCGAACGGGUUGGGCGGCGCGUCCAGUGGCCAACAGACGGGCGCAGGUGGUGGCGGCGGGGGUGGCUCCGCCAGCUCCGGCUCCGGCAACGGCAGCUCUGGCUCCGGUGCCGGCGGCAAUCGAGCUGGCAGCCAUCCCGGCACCCCGACCUCGCUGCACGCGCAUAGCGCCUCCAGCACGUCCAGCAGCCUGCUGGGCGGCGGUCUGCACCUGGCCACGCCGCACCAGAUGGUCGCCGCGGGCGGCUCGCCGGUGAUGCUGCAUCAGCAUCAGCAGCAACAGCACCAGCAGCAUUCGCAUCAGUCGGCGCACCAGCAGCAGCAACAGCAGCAGCAGCAACAGCAGCAACAGCAGCAGCAGCAGCAGCAACAACAGCAGCAGCAGCAACAGUUCUCGCAGCAGCAGUCCCAUCCACACGCCCAUCUGCAUCACCAUCACCAUCACCUGGUGGGUGCAUCGGCACCCAGUCCCGGCCUGGAUCAGCGUCUGGACCACAGCGCCCUGGUCGACAUCAAGCCGCCGAUGGUUUGAGGAUCGCUGGGACCCUUUUUGUUUACCAAUUGAACAGAAAUGGGUUCCUGGACGCAGUUCAAUGUGCACCACCGUUGGGCGCAUCUAUAAUUAGUGGGCGUGGCUCAGCACUCGACACACUAAUGCUAAUGACACACGCACGCACUCUUAAAAAUAUUUU